Molecule: messenger RNA, 615 nt
Organism: Cooperia oncophora
Lineage: Eukaryota; Metazoa; Nematoda; Chromadorea; Rhabditida; Trichostrongylidae
Source: the annotation of a GenBank genome assembly
AUGAAGAAGUCUUGCAAUCUUUGUGGAGAAGCAGUAAGCACUGGUAAACUGAAGAGAAUGUAUACUGGAUCAAAACACACGAAUCUUAUCACGCUUGCUUCCCUUUCACUGAUUGGAGUUGUGGAAAGGGACAAUGUUGACACUGUUUUGGGACAGAUCAGCAAGAGUUCGAGCCGUGUUUGCUACUCUCAUAUUAAGCAAGCGGCCCAGUAUUUGUGCGCCGAAAUAGCAGCUAGAGGAAUGCAACAUUCUUAUGGUAAGGGUCCCACUGCUGGAGGAACUCCUGCAUACGUCAGCACUUCAGAUAUUCCGCAAAAUCUUAUUGAUGUAAUCAAUGGGAUGACCAAGACCAAUGUUGUCAUCAGCGCUCGAGAUGUUCGUUCGUACGUCAAUCUUGCGUUAAAGAAAUUCGAAGCCGAUUCUCUGUGGCCUGAGCACUGUCCCGACGAGGUGGAGUUGGAGAAGCCUCCGCCCAUGGUUGAAUCCAUGGAAUCUACUGCUCCUCCGGAACUGCUGAUUAAAGCCGAAGUGGAGCUCGAAGAUGAUUUCGGCAUGAUUGAGAAACCUGAAGAAAAUUAUGAUGUGGCUGCUACUCCGGAUACGAAGGUGUGGUGA